AAGCGGUUUGUGAUUUGGCACCGUCAUUGUUCAGAUCUUCAGAGUCGAAAGUCGGUCCAUAUAGUAAUUGUAGUGUGUGAAGUUUUGUUAAUUAUCGAAUUUUAUUGAAUAAUUUUUAAAAAGCACUAGAAAAAACUACACAUUUGAAAUGGCGGAAGGAAAAAGUCCCGAUGAUUUAGCAACUGCAAUUUUACGUCGCAAGGAUCGUCCAAAUAGGCUUUUAGUAGAAGAAGCAGUGAAUGAUGAUAAUUCAGUCGUUGCCCUUUCGCAAUCAAAAAUGGAUGAAUUGCAACUUUUUAGAGGCGACACAGUACUUUUAAAAGGAAAGCGACGAAAAGAAACUGUUUGCAUUGUAUUGUCUGAUGAAACUUGCCCAGAUGAAAAGAUCAGAAUGAAUCGUAUAGUUAGAAACAAUUUACGUGUUCGUCUCUCUGAUGUUGUUUCAAUUCAACCAUGUCCUGAUGUUAAAUAUGGGAAAAGAAUACAUGUGCUUCCCAUCGAUGACACUGUAGAAGGAUUAACUGGGAAUCUAUUUGAAGUUUACUUGAAACCUUACUUUUUGGAAGCAUACAGACCAAUUCACAAAGAGGAUGUGUUUGUUGUACGUGGGGGAAUGAGAGCAGUUGAAUUUAAAGUUGUUGAAACAGAUCCUUCCCCAUAUUGUAUUGUUGCACCAGAUACUGUAAUACAUUGUGAUGGAGAUCCCAUCAAACGUGAGGAAGAAGAAGAGGUUCUUAAUGCCGUUGGAUACGACGACAUUGGUGGUUGCAGGAAGCAGCUGGCCCAAAUCAAGGAAAUGGUUGAACUACCUCUACGUCAUCCGUCUUUGUUUAAAGCAAUUGGUGUUAAACCUCCUCGUGGAAUUUUGCUGUAUGGACCCCCAGGUACUGGUAAAACAUUGAUAGCCCGUGCCGUUGCUAAUGAAACCGGCGCAUUCUUCUUUCUUAUCAAUGGUCCUGAAAUAAUGAGCAAGCUGGCCGGUGAAUCUGAAAGUAAUCUGCGAAAAGCGUUUGAGGAAGCUGACAAGAAUUCUCCCGCUAUCAUCUUUAUCGAUGAAUUGGACGCGAUCGCUCCCAAACGUGAAAAAACGCAUGGAGAAGUUGAACGCCGAAUUGUAUCCCAAUUAUUGACUCUUAUGGACGGCAUGAAAAAGAGUUCACAUGUUAUCGUCAUGGCCGCAACCAACAGGCCCAACUCCAUUGAUGCAGCUUUACGUCGUUUCGGGCGGUUUGAUCGCGAGAUUGACAUCGGCAUUCCAGAUGCAACUGGUCGACUCGAAAUCCUUCGCAUUCACACGAAAAAUAUGAAACUCGCAGACGACGUAGAUUUGGAACAGAUAGCUGCAGAGACCCACGGUCACGUCGGUGCCGAUCUUGCUUCCCUCUGUUCUGAAGCUGCCCUACAACAGAUUCGUGAAAAAAUGGAUCUGAUAGAUUUGGAAGACGAUCAAAUUGACGCCGAAGUCUUAAAUUCACUUGCUGUAACUAUGGAAAAUUUCCGUUAUGCAAUGACUAAGAGCAGUCCAAGUGCUCUACGUGAAACGGUGGUCGAAGUACCUAAUGUUACCUGGGAUGAUAUCGGGGGUUUGGAGAAUGUCAAGAAAGAGUUGCAAGAACUUGUUCAAUAUCCUGUUGAACAUCCAGAUAAAUUCCUCAAAUUUGGUAUGCAACCGUCACGAGGGGUACUCUUCUAUGGACCUCCAGGUUGUGGUAAGACUCUUCUCGCCAAAGCAAUCGCCAAUGAAUGUCAAGCUAAUUUUAUAUCGGUCAAGGGACCUGAAUUAUUGACCAUGUGGUUUGGUGAAUCUGAAGCUAAUGUGCGAGAUAUUUUCGAUAAGGCUAGAUCUGCUUCGCCAUGUGUCCUAUUCUUUGACGAGUUGGAUUCUAUUGCAAAGUCUCGUGGGGGUAACGUGGGAGAUGCUGGAGGUGCAGCGGAUCGCGUUAUCAAUCAAAUUCUUACUGAAAUGGACGGUAUGGGAGCUAAGAAGAACGUUUUCAUUAUUGGGGCUACAAACAGGCCUGAUAUCAUCGAUCCAGCUAUAUUACGUCCAGGCCGUUUAGAUCAGCUGAUUUACAUCCCAUUACCAGACGAGAAGUCCCGUGAGGCUAUUUUCAGGGCUAAUUUGCGCAAAUCGCCUGUGGCCAAGGACGUGGAUAUGACUUACAUUGCGAAAGUCACACAUGGAUUUUCUGGUGCCGAUUUAACAGAAAUUUGCCAACGUGCCUGUAAAUUGGCCAUUCGGCAGAGUAUAGAAGCGGAGAUAAGACGUGAACGUGAACGGGCCGCCAAUCCAAACGUCGCAAUGGACUUGGAUGAGGAAGACCCGGUUCCUGAAAUAACUCGAGCUCAUUUUGAAGAAGCUAUGCGUUUUGCUAGAAGAUCAGUGUCAGACAACGAUAUUAGAAAAUAUGAAAUGUUUGCGCAAACAUUACAGCAGUCUCGAGGGUUUGGAACCAAUUUUCGUUUCCCUACCGCCGGCGGAGGCGCUCCUGUUCCCGGAGUUACCGCGGGUGAUCAAGGUAACUUCCAAGACGACGCUGAAGACGACCUCUACAGUUAAACGUUUGGAUUACAAAAGAAAAUUUUCACUUACAAUUGGGUU
Molecule: messenger RNA, 2602 nt
Organism: Agrilus planipennis (emerald ash borer)
Lineage: Eukaryota; Metazoa; Arthropoda; Insecta; Coleoptera; Buprestidae
Gene: TER94
Product: transitional endoplasmic reticulum ATPase TER94
Exons: 7
Coding region: 149-2560 (803 amino acids)
Biological process (GO): mitotic spindle disassembly; autophagosome maturation; retrograde protein transport, ER to cytosol
Cellular component (GO): nucleus; VCP-NPL4-UFD1 AAA ATPase complex; cytosol
Molecular function (GO): polyubiquitin modification-dependent protein binding; ATP binding; ATP hydrolysis activity
Source: RefSeq, a predicted model, not a curated record